AUGUCUAAUCGGAUCAUCACCGGCCGGCCAUUAAGUCGAUCAGAACAAAGUUGGUGCAAAGCAGUUUCAUGUGGAACAGGCACAACAAUUCUAUCAUUACUAGUAUCAAAACCACCAAACUUAUCUCAUCUCCAUAAUGCCCUUCAAAAACUCCAAAAUUCCCAUCCUAUCCUCUCCUCCAAAAUCACCUACUCCACCGCCGCCGCCGCAUUCUCUCUCAUAAUACCAUCUACAAUACCACUACCUCCCUUCAAACUAAACUCAUUCUCUCCCCCAUCUCCCAAAGACGACGUCGUUUCCCUCUCCCAUCUCCACAUAAUCCUCGAACAUGAAAUGAAUAUCAACCCAUGGUCAAUUCCAAACCUCUCUUCUUCUUCAGGUGUUCCUGUUUUCUUUGGAAGUGUUUAUGAGCUGCCGGAAGAGAAGUGGGUGGUGGUUUUCCGGCUUCAUACGGUUGUUUGUGAUCGGACGACGGCGGUGGGGGUUUUGAGGGAGUUAAAGGAGUUGAUGAAGGAGAUUGAAGAGAAAAAUGGAGGGGUAGAAAUGGGAAAUAGUUGUUUUGGAAAGGUUAGUUUGGGAAUUGAAGAUUUGUUUCCUGUUGGUAAAGGGAAGAAAGGUAUAUGGGCUCAUGGGAUUGAUAUAUUAGGCUAUUCUGUUAAUUCACUUAGAUUUAGUAAUUUAAAGUUUAAGGAGGUUUCUGGGCCAAGAUGUUCUCAAAUGGUGAGGUUACAACUCAGCAUACAACAAACUUCGCAAAUACUCAUGGAUUGCAAGUUGAGAGGAAUAAAGCUACAUGGAGCUUUAUCAGCUGCUGGAGUGAUGGCAGCACAUUCCGAUCAGCGAAACUCCGGCGAUUCACUUGGUUAUAAGCGACAUAUCGUUAGUAAUAAAUACGCUAUUGUAACACUCACCGAUUGUCGGUCCCAACUUGAACCACCCCUUUCAAGUCACAAUUUUGGAUCUUAUCAUUCCGCUAUUCUAAGUAUGCAUGUUGUGAAACGAGGAGAAACCGUGUGGGACUUGGCAGAAAGGAUCUACACAUCGUUUACGAAUUCGAAACUCUCCAACAAGCACUUUACAGAUAUGUCCGACCUCAACUUUCUUAUGUGUAAGGCCAUGGAAAAUCCUAGCCUGACACCACAUUCGUCUUUGAGGACAUCGUUGAUGUGUGUUUUCGAGGAGACUGUGGAGGACGAUUUGCAAAGCCAAUUCGGAUUAGAAGAUUAUAUGGGAUGUGCUUCGACUCAUGGAGUCGGGCCAUCAAUUGCUGUAUUUGACACUAUAAGAGGCGGGAUGUUGGAUAUUAUGUUUGUUUAUCCGUCGCCUCUACAUUCGAGGGAACAAAUGGGAAUGAUGGUGGAGGAAAUGAAGAGGAUUCUUUUGGAGGAUAGAACUUAG
Molecule: messenger RNA, 1398 nt
Organism: Impatiens glandulifera
Lineage: Eukaryota; Viridiplantae; Streptophyta; Magnoliopsida; Ericales; Balsaminaceae
Exons: 3
Coding region: 1-1398 (465 amino acids)
Source: RefSeq, a predicted model, not a curated record